UGGAGGGUGUGUGCGUUCCCGCAGCAACAGGGAAGAUGGCAGCACUCACAUCUCUCACCCAGCUGUCAAGUGGGAACCCUGUGUACGAGAACUUUUAUAGACAGGUGGACCCAGGAAACACGGGGAGAGUAGGGCCCACGGAAGCUGCGUUGUUCCUGAAGAAAUCUGGCCUUCCUGAUGUCACCUUGGGAAAGAUCUGGGAUUUGGCAGACCCAGAUGGGAAAGGGUUCUUGGACAAACAGGGGUUCUAUGUAGCUCUGCGGAUGGUGGCCUGUGCACAGAGCGGUCAAGACGUCAGCCUCACUAGUCUGAACCUCACUAUCCCUCCCCCAAAAUUUAAGGACACUAGCAGCCCAUCGCUCAGCACAUCAUCGGUCUCUAGUGAACCCCACUGGGCUGUGAGGCCCGAAGAAAAGAGUAAAUUCGAUGGAAUAUUUGAAAGUCUUGCACCAGUCAGUGGACUGCUCUCUGGUGACAAAGUAAAACCAGUUCUAAUCAACUCAAAACUACCUCUGGACGUGUUAGGAAAGGUUUGGGAUCUUAGUGACAUUGAUAAAGAUGGACAUCUGGAUCGAGAUGAGUUUGCUGUGGCCAUGCACCUGGUCUAUCGGGCCCUGGAGAAGGAGCCGGUCCCCUCUGUUCUCCCCUCCUCUCUCAUCCCUCCUAACAAGAGGAAGAAGUCUCUGGUUGGCUCCCUCCCUGGCACCGUGCCUGUGCUGCCCGCCAGCCCCCCGCCCCCCAAGGACAGCCUGCGCUCCACCCCUUCCCACGGCAGCAUGAACUCCCUCAACAGUGCCGGCAGCCUUUCCCCCAAACACACACUCAAAUCCGCGCAGCACUCAGUGAACUGGGUGGUCCCGGUGACAGACAGAGGACGCUUUGAUGAAAUCUUCCUGAAGACAGACUUGGAUCUGGAUGGCUUUGUCAGCGGAAUGGAAGUCAAGGACAUCUUCAUGCACUCAGGGCUGCCCCAGAAUCUACUGGCACAUAUAUGGGCCCUGGCAGACACCAGGCAGAUGGGGAAGCUGACGCGGGAGCAGUUUGCUCUGGCCAUGCACUUCAUCCAGCAGAAAGUCAGCAAAGGCAUGGACCCUCCUCAGGCCCUGACCCCUGACAUGAUCCCUCCUUCAGAGAGGGGCACUCCCGUUCCAGUGUGUACCACUCCCUCCCAUAGUAUGUCUGGGUAUGUGACCCCUGUGAGCUCUGAGAUGGCUGCUCUGUCUGAGAUGAGGCGGGACAGCUCCAGUUCUGUUGGGUCAGGGUCAGAGUUCACUGGAAUCAAGGAGCUUGAUGACAUCAGUCAAGAGAUCGCUCAGCUACAGAGGGAGAAAUUCACCCUAGAGCAGGACAUUAGAGAUGCUGAGGAGGCCAUUAGACACAAGUCCUCAGAGGUGCAGGAGAUGCAGAAUGACCUGGACAGAGAGACGUGCAGUCUGCAGGAGCUGGAGGCCCAGAAGCAGGAUGCCCAGGAGCGGCUGGAGGAGAUGGACCAGCAGAAGGCCAAGCUGGAGGACAUGCUCAACGACGUCAGGAUCCAGUGCAACGAGGAGUCCCAAAUGAUCUCAUCUCUGCAGAACCAGAUCCACUCCCAGGAGACAGACCUGCAGAGCCAGGAGGAGGAACUGAGCCGGGCUAAAGCAGACCUGAACCGGCUGCAGUUGGAGGAGAGCCAGAUGGAACAGAGCCUGACUGCCGGCAAGUUCCAGCUGGAGACCAUCAUCAGGUCCCUCAAAGCAACCCAGGACGAGAUCAACCAGGCUCGCAGUAAGCUGUCUCAGAUCCAGGACAGCCAGCAGGAGAUGAAUAAGAGCAUUGAGCAGUACAACAGCACCUUAAAUGGGACACACAGAGGCAGCAUGACCAACCUGGCUGACAUGAGCGAGGGAUUCCCCGACCGCGAGAACGGAGACUUCGGCGCCGUGGACCCGUUCAAGGUGAAUACAUCUGGGUUCAAUAGCGUCCCUCAGGAGAUGCACACAGACCCUUUUCACUCCGAAGACCCCUUCAAGACAGACCCGUUCAAAGGUGACCCCUUCCAAAAUGACCCUUUUGCAAAGCAGUCAUCACUACCAGCCGCUGCAGAUCUCUCUCUCCACCCAGACCCCUUUGGAGGGGACCCCUUCAAAGAGACGGACCCCUUCAAGGCCUCGUCAGAAGACUUCUUCAAGAAGACCACCAUCAAGGCAGACCCCUUCAGCACCACCGACCCUUUCAGUAAAAGUGCCACCCUCCCCACCAAGACAAGUCAUUUUACAAGCAGCGCAGACCCUUUCUUAUCCAUUAGCCCAAAACCCACCAGAGGCCCAGGACCAGAUCUCUUUGGUACUCUGGACCCCUUUGGAAGCAGCACUGCUUUUGGAGGCAGUAACAGCUCAUUUGGCAGUAUCAGUAACAGUGGGUUCGCAGACUUCAGCCAAAUGUCAAAGAUCAGAGACCCAAUGGAAGGAAGAGGAGGUUUCCCAGAAUACCAGCAGUCGGGGUUUGUGGAGGACCCAUUCAGUAGGAAUCAAGACGGCCCAGCUCUGCCGCCCAAGAUGAGUGUUCCCCCCAGACCCAAACCUCCCAGUGGUAAAAGCAGCCCUGUCAACUUGCCUGGAGGAGCGGGUGACUUGGCCAAGCCCUGCGACCCCUUCCAGCCAUUCGGCAGUGACGCCAUCGACCCAUUUCAGAGUAAAAAGGUGGUCGGAGACCCCUUUAGUGGCAAAGACCCUUUUGCUCCUUCUGCCUCAAGUAAAGCCUCUAAAGACUCUUCCUUGGGUUUUGCAGACUUCAGUUCUGACCAGAAAAGGUUAAGUUUGGAAAUGAGGCUCAGCAACUGGAGUGGGCGAAGAGAGAGAGUGAGCGAGCGGAGCGGGAGCGGCUGAAGAGGCUCCGGCAGCAGGAGCAAGAGGACUUAGAGCUGGCCAUCGCUCUCAGCAAGGCCGAGAUGUCCCACGGGUGACCUGGACUGGACUGGACACCCACACACACACACACAUCCCACUGCACAAAAACUGGUUGAAUCAACGUUGUUUCCACAUCAUUUCAACAAAAAAUAAAUACAUGUGAUGACAUUGAAUUAACGUUGAAAACUCAUUGGAUUUGUAAAAAGUCAGUAACAUAAGGGUAUUUAGUAUUUUUUUUCAACUAACUUUUAACCUAAAUCCAAUCCAAUGACAUAUUUUUUGUUGAUUUCAUGUUGAGUUCACGUUAGUUGACAACUUGAAGAAAUGUAAAUCAAAACUAGACUUUGAACUGAAUUCUGUGCCCAGUGGGAUGCCCACGCACAUAGAGAUACAGACACAUAUAGACAAACACACACAUAGAGAUACAGACACAUAUAGAUAAACACACACACAGAGAUACAGACACAUAUAGACAAACACACACACAGAGAUACAGACACAUAUAGAUAAACACACACAUAGAGAUACAGACACAUAUAGACAAACACAUACAUAGAGAUACAGACACAUAUAGAUAAACACACACACAGAGAUACAGACACAUAUAGACAAACACACAGAUAGACAUACUCUUACAAGCAUUACUCGUGCACAUACACAUGCGUGUACGACUCACACACCAUACCCCAUCACACUGUGAAGGACCUGGAGCUGGCCAUUUCUCUCAGGGCCGAUGUGCCCAACACAUGUCCGCUUCCUUAACCACACACAGACACACACCACUGCCACAACACACAUACACACGCCAUCUGAUACGCACACACAGAAACACACAAUCUCUGGAUGGACAAACUCUCAAAGCAAAAGAAAAUACAAAACAGAACUUUUGGGGUUAUCCUGGGCCCUGUGGAAACCAGUGGAGUGGUGGUAUAGUGGAGGGGAAACGCAAGUAAAUGCAGUUUACCAACCCUUUUUAUUUUUUUGUGACAGUUAAUCCACCUUUUGCAAAUGCAUUACUUUUUUCACCACGACCGGUGAUCAGAGUUUACCAACCUAUUUUUUUUACCACUACAUCACUGGUGGAAAUAGAACUGGAUUUGACUUUACGGUGGUAGGUUGGAGUUGGAGUGGGAGAUUGAAGCCAACAAUCACAAUCUCUCUUACUGUUUUUAAUUGAUAGGCGGGGAGGGGAAAAGAUGAUGACCCGUGGUUUUAGAAUUAACUGAUGCACUGUUUAAAUGCACUAUAGAGGCUGGCUCAACAUGAAAGAUGUAAAGAUGAACAUAAUAUGUGUUGGUUUGGUGAAUGAGCAUGAAUCGCAGUUGGAGCUCUGACAGAUGUGAAGAAGGGAAUACCUAAAGGUUAUGCUGGAAUGCUUAUUAAGAUUGAGACAUUAUUUUAGUAUUGGUUUAUUAUGUGAAUGUGGCAAGCCAGUGGCAGGGUUCUUCUUUGACUGGCUACUGUAAGUGGUGUGUGAGAGAGGUCUGUUUGGACCAGAACAAACUGUACAGAUAUAUUUUCUUUCUCUUUGAGUGUGAGAUAGUAGAUGCAUUGUUUUGACAAUAAUUCAGUGCUUCUUCAGCGAACAUAGGAAGAAGGAAUGGGUACUUAGCUGUGCCUCCUCUGAAAAUUCAAGUAAGUUCACAAAGCUGUGAUGUAUAUCAAACAACAACCAAAAAAGGCGAGAUGAGGGAAAUUAUUUCAAGUUUUAUUAUAGGUUUUUUUAUAAUAUUUUUUUUCACUAUGUGAUGUGUUAUUUUAUUAUUUUAGGUAUUAUUUGUUAAAAGACAGAAACAUUUUGUUUAUUACGAUUCUAGUUGAAAAAAGCUGCCAAAAAUUACAAACCUACAAGCACAAGCUGCAGAGAGGUUAAAGAAAGUUAGAAAUGGCCUGUGGUUUUCUUCAGCUAACCAUCAAUAAUAUGCAAAUUCAUUAGGUCACAUGAGUUUCACAGCUAUAACUGGAAUAUUCCGCUGUUUACGGUACAGUGUGUCAUAGUUUGAUGUUACAACUUGGGCUCAACCACUUUUAUUUAUAGCUGCUUUGUCUUUUACUUGAAACUCCUUGCUGAUGGUACUGCCUGCUUAGCACAUUACACCUGUGGGUUUUACUUCACUUUCACCUUAAUUAAGCUUUGAAUUGAACUGAAUAGAGAUGAUGAUAAUAGCAGCUGAGGUCCUAACCAUAUGAAAAGGACACUUACAUUAAUUGCCCCUGUGUUCUGUCUUUUCCUGUUGUACUGAACUGUAUGUGUCCUACAUUGACUUUUAUAAGCUUCCAUGUAAUGUCAUUGUUGUCACCUACUAUUGUACUAGUCUGAGUGAAAAGACCUCACCUAACUAUAUGGGAUGUUGUGAAAAUGCAUUAUGAAAGUUACAUCCCCUUUGGGUUGGGAAAGGACAUGAUUUAAGUUACAAUUCAGUGGUAUGGGCCGUUAACGCUGCCACAAGGUGGAAAUAGAAACCAUCUCUCUGUAACAUUUAUUUGUUAAUGUUUACAUAUCAAACUUCUUUGCUCUAGUGGUUAAAACAGUGUAAUUAUAUUAUAUGUGAAGAACCUGUUCUGGUACAGAUCUGACCUUUAACUGUGCUGCUGUAUAUAGCUGACUCACUGGGCAAAAACUGGUUGAAUCAAUGUUGUUUCCACGUUGAAUCAAUGUUGUUUCCAUUUUAACAAAAAAAUGUAUGUGAUGACAUUGAGUCAACGUAGAAAAAGUAAUCAACGUGAGGGAAUUUGGUCUUUUGGUUUAGGGAUAGGGUAACCUAUCGAAGCAGGGGUAAAAGAAACGCCUGAAACAAGAUGCACUGGUCUUGACGAGAAGAAAAAAAACUGUUGGGGGAGGUUCUCUUCUGCACUGUUCAACCAAUCCAGUAAAUGUGGAGGAGGAGUUAAGGGUACCCCUAACCCUACGUAAAUCGAAUGACAUGUUGUAUUUUUGUUGUUGAAUUCAUGUUAGUUGACAACUCAACCAAAUGUAAAUCAAAACUAGACGUUGAACUGAUGUCUGUGCACGGUGGGGAGGUAACCUGGGGUCGUCUGCAUUUGACCCUUGACCUUUUUGGCCCUACCUGUGGUGUUUUAAUCACAGGUCAGACUCUCGAAGCUUGGGAUGCCAACACUCCCGCCCUUACCCAGCAUACUGUAUGUCAGAACCCCUGUAGUGCACCUUCAGGUUAAAUCCACAGUGAGGGUGUUUGGUUGGCCGGAGACUCAGCCACAGCUCUCUGUUCAUUGGUCAUUUCAUGGCCCUUUUUGUAUGCCUUGAAAAUACAUUCAUCAUUUCUUACUCCAUUCUUUGGAGUUAGCCUAGCGGUUAAGAGCAUUGGGCCAGUAACUGAAAGGUUGCUGGUUCAAAUCCCUGAGCCGGCAAGGUGGAAACAAAUCUGUCAUUAUGCCCUUAAGUAAGACAGUUAACCUCCAGCAACAACUGCUCCCCGGGUGCCGAUGAUGUCAAUUAAGGCAGCACCUCUCUGAUUCAGAGGGGUUGGGUUAAAUGCAGAUGACACAUUUUAGCUUGAAAUCAGUCAGUUGUGCAACUGAAUAGGUCUUCCCUUGAUCUGACACUGUUGGAUUGGUGAAAGAAAGGGUUCCAUUAUGUAUCCCAAUCACCCAACCAAUCAUGUCAGAUUAGGGAGGCAGGAUGGAAGGAUGCAUUUUGAGAGUAUUGAAAUAGGGCCCAACACUACCUAGUGUUCUCUACAUACUUACCACUCAUGCUGUAUUUUGUCUUUGAUACCUACAUCGUGCAAUAGGUUUUAUUUAGUAUUUUUCUCGUUGUUCGUGUGCUGAAAACACCUGUGAAUCCCAUUGGACUUUUAAUAUGUCUAUGCUUUUAAUACGAGUGCCCUCUGCCCCAACUUGGCUGAGUUUGAUCAUACAUUCAGAGGUACAUGCAGAGGCCUAAUACAAGCCUAAACAGAUUGUAGAGGACUUAUCUUUUGUUUUUCUGACAACUGAUCUGUCUUCUGAAGCUCGAUGCAUUCCUUUUUCUUUUGGUCUGCCUUUAAUUGUCUUUCCGCUGUAGAUGAGAAGAAAUAAUCAAAGCUGUCUUAAACGGUAUAUUAUGUCUGUUAUAUUUGUCCCAUAAGAAGUGAAAAAAUGUACAACUUAAAACAUUUUGAGGAUAUAUGACUAUACACUAAGAGUAAAAAAAAAAUGCUUGGAUUUAUUUUAAAUGUUAAUCCUAUGUACAUGGUCAUUGUUUACUAGAAUAAACAUUUCAUUUAAAUAAAUAAGACUCAUGUUUU
This is a messenger RNA of Oncorhynchus kisutch (coho salmon), 7132 nucleotides long. RefSeq names its product epidermal growth factor receptor pathway substrate 15-like 1a (gene eps15l1a). Bases 36 to 2864 code for a protein of 942 amino acids. NCBI's taxonomy places the organism in Eukaryota, Metazoa, Chordata, Actinopteri, Salmoniformes, Salmonidae. Gene Ontology annotation, molecular function: calcium ion binding; cadherin binding. The record is from RefSeq and is a predicted model, not a curated record. Gene Ontology annotation, biological process: endocytosis; endosomal transport. Gene Ontology annotation, cellular component: cytoplasm; clathrin coat of coated pit; plasma membrane. The transcript has 25 exons.